GGAUAUUAUAUUACCAUCUAUGGAUUUCACGGUGCUUAAUUUAACCGAGACUCGUCUAAGUGUUAAAUGGGAUUUAGUGAUCAGGCUCCCUCCAGACCUUCCUGGUUACUUUAUGUGUCUUAAAGGAUAUUUUCAGACAUUCAUAUUUUACAAAGGUGUUACCAUCGCUAAUUCAUCCUUAGAGAGUUACAAUCUGAUACUAGAUUGGGCUCAGUUGCUUAAUGUUUCAUCAAUUGCUUCCGAGGGAGAUAUGGAUAGUGUGGUUUUGAAAGACAUUAUGGAGGAUAUUAAGGAAGGAAGAGACAUGCGGUUCGGAUCGCGGUUUCUUCUUCCGGAUUGCAGAUCUGGGAGGACGAUGAACUAUACAUGUGAUGAAACCGUGUUGCGGUUCGAGCCUGGCUCUCAAAGGAAGGCAACUGCGUUUGGAAACGACGCACCCAUUUGUCACUAUGUUCGUUAAUUACUUUUAAUCAAAUAUUUGUUGUUUAGUUUGCAAAUGUUGGAUCUUCUUCUUUUGUGUUUUGAUAUAUGGACUGAUCUUUUAAUUAAUAAUCUUAUAAAGUAUUCUUAAUUAA
This is a messenger RNA of Arabidopsis arenosa, 575 nucleotides long. The record is from the annotation of a GenBank genome assembly. NCBI's taxonomy places the organism in Eukaryota, Viridiplantae, Streptophyta, Magnoliopsida, Brassicales, Brassicaceae.